AUGAACAUGAGUUGCCAGUUACUUCAUCCUGAUGAGGACAAAUUUUUCACUUUUGCCUUGAAUCUGGUUAAUAAAGCAGGAACAUUGGUUCGAACUGCCUUCGAACAGCCAUGUUCAAAAGUGCAUACGAAAAUGUCUGACACAGAUUUGGUGACAGAAACAGACCAGGCGGUUGAAAAAAUGUUGAUCGAGAAUCUUUCGAAAGAAUUCCCUGACCAUAAGUUUAUUGGCGAAGAGUCUGUGGCAGGUGGUGCAAAAAUUGACUACACCGAUGCACCUACCUGGAUUAUUGAUCCAAUCGACGGCACCACGAACUUCGUGCAUAGAAUUCCAAUAAUCGCCAUAUGUGUAGGACUGGCUAUUAAGAAACAGUUACGUGCCGGUAUUGUUUAUAAUCCGAUCACUAAAGAACUUUAUACGGCGCAGUCAGGGCGAGGAGCUUUUCGAAAUGGUUUUCCAAUUCAUGUUUCUUCUACCAAAGAAAUAAGUCGAUGCCUAAUUGGUCAGUCUCAUGGAAUUCAUAAUUUGGCUCAAUUUGGUGAAAAAUGGUUGAAAAUCACAAUGGAUAACCAUGGCCGCCAAUGUCUUGCAGGCAUACGAGGACACCGUUCGUUCGGCUCUGCAGCUAUGAAUAUGGUCUAUGUGGCUCAAGGUAUAUUGGAUGCAUAUGUUGAAUACGGUCUCCAUGCCUGGGAUGUGGCCGCUGCUGGAAUCAUUGUUAAAGAAGCUGGUGGUAUGUUGCUAGAUCCAGCAGGUGCCGAAUUUGACAUUAUGAAUCGUCGAGUUCUCUGCACCUCAACUCCUGAGCUGGCUAAGGCAAUAAAAUCAACUCUCAGUCAUGUUGAAUACGAAAAAGAAGGAUAA
Messenger RNA from Cercopithifilaria johnstoni, 864 nucleotides. The record is from the annotation of a GenBank genome assembly. NCBI's taxonomy places the organism in Eukaryota, Metazoa, Nematoda, Chromadorea, Rhabditida, Onchocercidae.